This is a messenger RNA of Ixodes scapularis (black-legged tick), 2898 nucleotides long. RefSeq names its product serine/threonine-protein phosphatase 4 regulatory subunit 4. The record is from RefSeq and is a predicted model, not a curated record. Gene Ontology annotation, cellular component: cytosol; protein serine/threonine phosphatase complex. Gene Ontology annotation, molecular function: protein phosphatase regulator activity. The transcript is spliced from 21 exons. The coding region runs from base 230 to 2644 and encodes 804 amino acids. Lineage: Eukaryota; Metazoa; Arthropoda; Arachnida; Ixodida; Ixodidae.
ACGUUCGUGCGGUUCGUGCACUGCACUCUCUUGCGUUUUUCCGUGUUUCGGCCUUUCCGUUGCUUUCCGUGAAUACCGGCGACGGCAGAUGCGGAGUGCGUCAUGCGUGGACCGCCUGUCGGCGCGCCUCACGUCACUUGUGAGCGCCCUUCCAGGCAGCUGCCGCGCUGCCGUUCCCCGGCCGUAGUGGCCGGAGCUCCUUCGAGCAGGAUGUGGGGUCCCGGCCGAAAUGACAGCGGCGCUGAACGAAGCGCGGACCGUUUCGAUGAAUGACGCGCUGCCGCCGUCGACGACGCCGGAUCGGCCCUGUGUGUCCCCUCCGCUGGAUUCGGACGGCGACGUUCCCGCUUCGUCGGGGAGGCAACAGGAUGGUUCGGCGGAGUCGACAGCGAGUCUGUCAUCACCAGCACUGCAGAGUGCGUCUUCACCAGAACCAACUGAUCGGAGCGGCAGCGGUGCCCUGGCAUCCUUACUGGGGCACGACGGGGUGCCAUGCUGUCCGGCCUUCACGCAAGCCUUCCUGCAAAGCAUUCUAUCAAGCGUGGACAGCCGCGACCCAGUGGUGUCGUGUGCCUGGACAGAAACCCUUUUGGACGUGGUGGAGCUCUUGCCCAGGGAUACUCUCAGACAGGAGAUUUUGACGCUGGCAGUGCAGAAGGCGCAGUCGUCGCAGCCCAAUGCAUCACGUCUGCUCAGCUGCCGCCUGCUCGGGAAGAUCUGCAUCCGCCUCGAACCGUACACCGUGAAGAAGGAAGUUCUGCCUGUGGUCCAGGCCUUGUGUCAGGACCUGGACGCAAAAGUGCGUGCCGCCAUGUGCCUUCACCUCGAUGCACUCACCAGGGCCAUUGGCUUGGAAGCCACCAAGGCGGCCAUCCUGCCAGCCCUGGUGGAAUUGGCGAGCGAUGGCGAGUGCUCCGUGCGGCUGGCCGCCCUCAACGCCAUGGUGCGCAUGUUGGCGCUCCUAGACGAUGAGACGUGUGGGAGUACGCUGGUUCCGCUGGUGUGCAAGUACGCCGAGCGGGCGAGGGGAGCUGAAGAUGCCACACUACCAGCACUAGCGUCAUUGCUUGGCCGACUUUGUCUGGGACUUUCGGGGACUCUGACCAAGGAGCAACACAGGUGGUUUUUGGAUCUGUAUCGUAGGCUGGCCACUUUGGGCUUGAACAGACACAACUCGGUUUACGCGGAGGACUUGGAGCCAGUCCCAGAAUCUUCACAGUUUGGGGCUGCGCAAUGCCGCCAUGCCUGCGCCCACAACUUUCCCGCAAUGGUGCUUUACGUUGGCGUUCAGGACUUCGAAUCACAGCUGCUCGGCUCCCUGGAGACUCUGUGCUCCGACCCCGAGCCGGCUGUGCGAGCAACCAUGGCUGCCGGAAUGCACCAGGUGAUUUCCCAACUUGAGGGGCAUGGGGGCUGGCCCGGGCUGCUCCUGGGUCAUCUGGUGUCGCUGCUGUGGGACGCGAGCUUGAACGUGCUCCAGGCCCUGGUGCCCAACCUUGAGGCCUGCCUAAGUGCGCUCGCAACCUCGCGCGGGCGCUGUCUUUGCCGAGGAUGGUGCUGCACCGCCUGCGGUUCGGAACAACAGCUGGUCUCUCUGCUGGACGCCUUGGAAGGCUGCGAAACUGCCCUGGGGGCAGGGCCUCGCUGGCGGUUGCACGCGUCUGUGCUGGGCGCCCUCUCCGCACUCUGCUACCCUCCCCUGCCUCGACAGCUUCACUCCCGGUUGGGAUCCAUGCUGCUCUCUCGCUCACGGAGCGCAGGUGCCCUGCCCUGCCGGCUGGCAGCCUCGCAGAGCCUCCUGGUGUGUUUGCGCCACUCUUCCUGCGAGGCGGACCGGGGACAUUUGCUCCAAAGCAUCCUGCAAGAGCUGGGCUCUGGUCGAAGCUGUCGCAGCCGAAUGCAGUUUGUGCGCCUGUGCGGUCAAGCGGUGCAGGUCCUACCCGAGGCGCUGUUCAAGAACCACUUCUUGGAAGCCUUGCUCAAGCUCUCUGGGGACCCCGUGGCCAAUGUGCGCCUGCUGGUGUGCGGCUGCUUGCCCGGCGUCAAGGGGCUGCUGCGGCUACCCGAGGACGGGGCUGCCCUCGCAAGCCUCGAGGCUGCCGUCACACGACGCCUGACAUCUGAAACGGACCGGGACGUGCUCGCCGCGCUGCAGCGCGCUAUUGACGCCCUUGACCAGACGGAAGUGGCCAGUGGACCAGAAACUCUUCAAAGUGUGCCGUCUACGCCCGUCAAGAACUAUCUGCGGGGUGCCUACCCCUGGAGGGAAUCUCGCCUUCCAAAGGCUGCGAGCCUACUCCCGAGGCGUGCUAAAAGCAGUCCCGAAAAGACUCCAACACGAGUCGACAUGGAAAAGACUGUAGAGCCACGACUGUCAGCUGCUUCAGGGAGAGGCAGGAGCUUGCUGCGCGCCGAUCGCGUGGGAUUGGCAACGGCAGAUGCGAAGCUUCGCCGUCUUUCAUUGGGCUGCCCCAUCAAGCUUCAGGAGCCCAGGGCUGGCUGGACUUGCGAGCAGGAAGCCGCAUCGUCACCGUCAUCGUCACUGUCUCGCAGCGAGCCAAACGGAUUGCCACCGAGCAGAAUACCCACGCCCCGCAUUUCAAGACGAAGACGACCCCAGUCGGAAUGCCUGGAGCCUAGCUGACCGUCUCGGGAAUUCAUUGUGUACCUACAGACAAGCACGAGGGGCCGACUGGUGCUCAACUCGAGAAAUGUGCUUCCUUUGCGAAUGAAUCUCGUAUUAUUUUUGUAGAAAGUUAAAACCAGUUGUGGAAUGUUGGCCUUCUCUGUACCCUUUGUAUUUUAUCGACUCAGGUGGGGUGCAGGGUGGGCAGUCAGAAGAGAGUGAUGUUUAUUUUAAACAUAUUUUAAAAGUCAAUAAAGAAGGAAAUGUAUGAA